This is a messenger RNA of Acipenser ruthenus (sterlet), 2014 nucleotides long. Its product is annotated as E3 ubiquitin-protein ligase RNF182-like. The transcript is spliced from 3 exons. Lineage: Eukaryota; Metazoa; Chordata; Actinopteri; Acipenseriformes; Acipenseridae. The coding region runs from base 259 to 972 and encodes 237 amino acids. The record is from RefSeq and is a predicted model, not a curated record.
UACACCUGUGAGAGUUGAGAGUGGCAGAACAUGCUGUGGUUACUGGAAAGAAUGACGGCUGCUGCUAACUGGCUUUAAAACAGGCUGCAGGGCUGACUAGCCACACACACACACACUGGAAUACAGGUGGAAGCAGAUGACCAGACUCGGGCAUGAAUAGAGGUCCUUCUCUGUAUGCUGUGGAACCCUGAAGGAGACUAGACAGUACUUCAUUGAAGCAGAGUCCCCAGAAGGCUUUAGCAAGUGUCAAAAUACAAGAUGAGCUGUGAAACUGAAGAAAGGUUACCAAGUGAUGAGCUGGAGUGCAAAAUUUGUUACCAACGGUAUAACGUGCACAACCGGAAACCCAAAAUCCUGGACUGCCUUCAUAGGGUAUGCGCAAGAUGUCUGAACAAGAUACUGGACAUAGGCGAUGGCUGCCACUGCAUCAGCUGUCCCUUUUGUCGCCAUGAAACAGAGGUGACGGAAUACGAGGUGGCCGGACUUCCGGAUGACAUGAACAUCAUGUCCAAACUGGCCACCAGAGACAAAUCAUGGAGCUCGGACAGCAAAGAGGUGGUCCUAACACCCAAAAGCCUGGCUUCAUCCAGCCCUUCUCAUGGAUCCUCCAACUGCUUAGUUAUCACAAUCAUGGAAGUACAGAGGGACUCCCCUAGGACUCCCAGCAGAAACUCAAGCUCUGAUUACUAUGCAGAUCACAGUUUGGAUUCUAUAUCAGUGACUUCUCAUAAUCAAAUAGACCAAGACCUUUUCUCAAAGCUGUGUAACCAUGUGCCCAGAAUACUGGUUUGGCUGCUAGGUUUCUUCUACUUUGGCUCUCUGCCACUUGGGAUUUACCUGCUGGUGAUUCAGAAAGUGACCUUGGGGAUUGUGUGUGUCAGUCUUGUUCCUUCCAGUCUGACGGUUUGUUUGGUUUAUGGGUUUUGCCAGUGCCUGUGCCAAGGGAUGUGUGACUGUUCAUCAAGAAGCUGACAUGUGCUAUCUAACGUGGAGGUGAUUUUGUCAGCUCUGUCAGACCCCAGACUCCCAGCAAGGGAAUAAUUACAGUUAAAACUGAUCUAUCCAGGCAGCAAGGGAACAGAACAUUUGUGGCGAGAUGCUUCUGUCAUUCACUUGUUUUAAAACAAACAAUUAAAAACGUUCUUUUUUUUUACUGGCUGGUAAGAGCAGUUUUACUGGAAUUCUAUUAACAAAAUGCAACCAUUAUUAGGCAUAAUUUGAAUUCCAUUCAAAUUCUAAUCCAAUGCCUUCUGCAAAGUAUAUUUUAUAAUGAAAUACAUUUUUAACAUUCAACAGCUUCAUUUGAUGAACAGUUUCCAGCUUGUCCCAUGGUAGUAUCUGAUUUCUGGGUUGCUGUAAUAAUCUCAUAACCAUGUGACUUACAGGAUGCACAUCAACAUGGCCGCUGGGAGUUCUUGUCCAAUCACUGUCUGUUGCUAUACCACCUUGGAGCCUAGGGGGCACUGUUCUGCAGGAGGUGCAGUUCUUCAAAUGAGAUGCUAAACUGCCUUGCUGUCUACUUUAGACACUGAAGACCCCUUUCACUUAUUUCAAAGAAGGGCAGUGAUGUUCAAACGGUGGGAUGGAUCCAUUUCGAUACAGGUCCAUACAAAGUUAAUUCUGAAAACAAUGUUAGACCUAAAUGUCAUUCGAUAAGCAAAUGAGGUAUAUUUAAAUACCUGCAAAAAUGUGUGACGACAUACAGGCAGACUUUUGUACAGACAGAGAAAAACCUCCACAUAUACUCAAAAUCUUGAGCUUAAUAAUGUUAAUACAAAAUGUCAUCACCCUUGGAUAAGCAGAUUUCAAGAUAUGGACAGAUGGACAUACGGACCAUCUCUAUUUCUUCUUACCAGGGAUUUCUAGUCCUGCAGAGGACAAUAAAUGCUUUAGUGUCCUAUUAAACAUUAUUUUGCCUAUCAGUGGAUCAUGAUUAAUUGACUCUCUUGAUUAUAGCAACCAAGAAAUCACGUAUGCCUCAAACUAAACACUGUUAGUGCUUUCAUAUACUUUC